Staurois parvus is the source of this 289-nucleotide messenger RNA. The record is from the annotation of a GenBank genome assembly. NCBI's taxonomy places the organism in Eukaryota, Metazoa, Chordata, Amphibia, Anura, Ranidae.
AUGUCAGUACCAAAAGUGGUAACCCCGAGCUACACUCGGGCUUACCAUGCAGAGCUGUAUAGGGAGUCCCUGCAGCACUUACCUUGUCCUUCGCUCCCGCGGUGUGUCCCCUGCAGCGUCCCCAGCCAUCUCCUCCGGCAGAUGCCGGCAUCCGGCUACUGUGUUCCGGUCCCUGGGACAUACGGGCGCCGGCGGGAAAUUUGAAAAUUUUAAAAAAUGACAUUUUUUUCAAAAUCAUUUUUCAUAUACUUUGUCCUGCGCCCUGCCUGCAUUUUGAAUGUUCUUUCUG